AUGGCUGAACCUUCAAUUCUGUUUGCUCCGAAGCCUAGUGAGAUUCUCGUUAUGUACUUACCAAUCUCCAGCAUAGCCACAAGUGUCGUACUGAUUAGAGAAGAAUGGAAGAAUCAGUAUCCAGUCUUCUACAUAAGUAAGACAAUGAUAGAUGCUAAGACACAGUACAGCAAAGUAGAGAAGAUCAUACUAGCACUGGUGUACACAAAGAGGAAGCUUCGGCAUUAUUUUGAGUCUCAUAGCAUCGUAGUCUUAACCAACUACCCCAUACGAGUAAUUUUUUCCAAGCCAGACUUGUCCGGAAGAAUAACUAAGUGGGCAAUCGAACUCAGUCCCUUCGAUAUAUCCUAUGAGCCAAAGGUGUCACACAAAGGUCAGGCAUUGGCUAACUUCCUCCUUGAGUAUGAGGGUAAGCCCGAAGAGCCAGAUCCUUCCGAGCCACAAUGGGAGCUUCGGGUAUACGGUUCCUCGAACCUAACGAGUGCUGGGGCGGGGAUUGUUAUCACAACCGCUGAUGGCACCAAGUUGCAACAGUCAAUUCGCUUGACUUUUCCUGCUAUUAACAACGAAGCCGAGUAUGAGGCCUUACUCGCCGGCCUCCGGUUAGCAAACCAGCUCCAGGUAAGGUGUCUAAAAGUUUUUAGUGACUCCCAACUUAUAGUGAAUCAGGUGACAGGCAAAUAUCAGCCCAAAGAAGAAAGAAUGAAAGCAUACAAGGAGGCUGUAGAGAGUGUUGCACGUGGAUACGAUCAAAUCGAGUUCUACCAAGUACCUCGUGUUGAGAAUUCCGAAGUAGAUCAACUGGCCACAACAGCAUCUUCCUCAAACAAAGAUUUAAUCCAGAUAGUGCCAAUAGACAUCCUAAAUGAACCCAAUAUAAGUCCUCGACAACAGAUAAUGGUGAUCCCGAAUAUUUCGCGAGAGCCAUGCUGGAUGGAUCCACUGGAAGCCUACCUCAAGCAUGGGACUCUUCCAAACCAGAAAGCCAAGGUAAGGAAACUCAGGGUCACAACAGCCAAAUAUUCCAUCAUUAAUAACCAGUUGUAUCGGAAGUCAUUUUCAAGUCCUUACCUGAAUUACUUAAUCCCCACUGAGGUCCUCGUGAUAUUAAAGCAAAUCCAUGAUAGGGAUUGUGGUAACCACUCCGGUGGCAAAUCCCUGGCACUUACGGUCUUAACUCAAGGUUACUUCUAG
Molecule: messenger RNA, 1194 nt
Organism: Cornus florida
Lineage: Eukaryota; Viridiplantae; Streptophyta; Magnoliopsida; Cornales; Cornaceae
Exons: 1
Coding region: 1-1194 (397 amino acids)
Molecular function (GO): RNA-DNA hybrid ribonuclease activity; nucleic acid binding
Source: RefSeq, a predicted model, not a curated record